Molecule: messenger RNA, 3252 nt
Organism: Durusdinium trenchii
Lineage: Eukaryota; Dinophyceae; Suessiales; Symbiodiniaceae
Source: the annotation of a GenBank genome assembly
AUGGCCGUGGCAGCUCGAUGGGGAAAAUCACGGGAAAAGGAAACCUAUGAGGUCUUCGGGCAGAUGAAAAUGGGCCCUGCCGGGGGCUGCCCGGCAGAGCUCCACGGAAAGAAGGCGCGAAUCAAGUGCUCCGAGGGCGACAUCUUCGAGCUGCCCGCGGAUGCGGUCGCCCUAUCAUUGCGAGCACGCAAGGAUCUACUCGAGAAGGGCUGUGACCAAGAGCUGGACUACCCGAUUAAGAAGUCAGUCAUGGCCAAGUUGUCGGAGUACCUGAAACACCACAAAGAGCAUGCCUGCAGUGAAAUUCGAACGCCGCUUGUGAGUGACAACUUGGUGGACUGUGGUGCCAGCAGAUGGGAUGCUAGUUUCGUGAAUGUUGACAAAGAGACGCUCUUUGAUCUCACUGUGGCAGCUACAUAUCUUGACAUCCCUGGCCUGUGGUUUCUCCUGAGUGCUAGGGCUGCGGUCAUCACCAACAACAAGACAGCAGACAAGCUGCGCAAAGAGUUUAGCAUGGCCAACGAUUUCCCAGCAGCAGAGGAAGCAGAGCUUAGACGGGAGUAUGCGGCAGCCUUCAAGUUACCAGAUACUACGGAUCUGUCGCAACUGGCUGCAUCAUCAGUGAUUCGCAGCGGUGUCAAGGCUGCAGAGUACAAGUCAGGUCUUCAACCGCUGGCCGAACCCUCCAGUGAAACAUCUUCUGAAAUGACUUUGAAGAGCUGGCGCCAUGCCAUGUGGAGGGCAGCUGUCUUGGAUGAUUGGAAGCUCUUGGCCAAUGCUCCGGAGCAGGUGAAGGGCGACCGUGACCUGGUAAAGAGUGCCAUCCUGACAAGCCAGGGCGCUGCUUUGAAGUAUGCCGCCUCUGAAUUGAAGGCUGACCAGGCACUGGUCCUGGAUGCCACCAAAUACUCAGGCAUGGCUUUUGCAGAUGCAGCUCCAGAGCUGCGCAACGACAAAAGCUUCCUUUUGAAGGCUGUGGGCGCUCAUGGUGGUGCUAUGUCCGGUGCUCCAGAUUCGAUGCGCAGUGACAAAGCAUUCCUGCUAGAAGCAGCAAAGGCUGGCAAGGGUGCAGCCAUGCAGGGAGCUAGCUUAGCUUUGCGUGAGGAUCGCAACUUCGUCUUGGAGAUGGCAGUGCAUGAUGCUGAGGCAUACCGCUAUGCAUCAGAGGACCUCCUGAACGAUAAGGACUUCGCAGUGGCUGUUGCCAAACGAAAUGGAAAGGCCCUGAAGUUCAUGUUGCCCAUUUUCAAGGCCGACCCAGAUGUUGUGCGGGCAGCCAUUUCCAGAGAUCCGCAGGCUGCUCAAUUUGCCCAUGCAGCGAGACGAGCAGAGCUGGGCAUGACCCAGGAGUCAAUCAUGGGAGAAGUGCAGCUGAAGGAAGAGUUGCAGAGUCAAUUGAAGGCCGCACAGGACGAGGCUUCAUCAACUACAGCUCUGGCAAUCGCAGCUGGCCCAAGACAGGUACCAGUACAGGCAAUCUCAGGUGGAAUGCAUGCAACCUGCAUGAGGUUGCAGAAAACCGUUUACUUCACAGCUAUGAGCACUAUGACGGCCAACAUGGGCCAGGCCAACUACAUUGCCUCGAAUGCCUACAUGGACAAGAUCCCUGCAUAUGAGCGGCCAGAGGUAGAUGCAGUGGGUUUGAUGUGGGGUGCUGUGGGCGGAAUCGGCAUGCGUUGGAAAGCCUUCGCCUCCGAAGAUGUGCUCAACAAGACUCCCGAGGCUCUACUCACCAUCCCCGACUCCAGCAAGGUCCUCCACGUGGCCUGCUGCACCAUGUUUCCCCCUGAAUGGUUCUCGGCCUCCCACUUCGAUGAAAUGACCCGCGGCUACUACCUCUCCCCCACCGCUGGGCAAAUCAAGCUAGAGCUCAGUGAAGCGGCAGCCCAAUCAUGGGAGAAGCAAGUGAAUCAAGGGGACAUGGACAAGAAAGCGCUUGAGGACUUGCCGACCAUUGACAGACGUCCAGUGCCCAACAACUUCGCCAAUGCCCCGCUGGGCGGCUGGCCUAGCUUGGUCACCUCGAGCCCAGCGGUGACCAUGUCCAUGCCCUUGCAGAAGGGAUCCAAAGUCCGUUUGACCGGACUCCGUGCCAAGAACGGUGUCACUGGCAUCUUGAUUCAGCAGUUUGGUGAUGGGAAGUGGAAGGUGAAGCUGGACGACGGUUCAGGAACCGCGGCAGCGAGCUCCGCCGUGUCGAGCAAGAGACCGGGACGUGCGCAUCUGUGUACUUUGAGGGGGAAGACGGGGACAGAGAAAGCCGUGGUGGCGGUGGCCGAGACAGCCGCAGUCGAAGCCGAUCUCGCCGGUCCUCACGUCGCAGGUCAAGAUCUCGAGGACACGUUCCAUCCCAACCUUGACAAGGGCCUCAACAUCCGAGUGAAUCGCAUCACUCGCGAACGGAAAGAGGAUGAGAUCGAUGACGAAGUGAAGAAGCUUACUGCGGAAGGUGAGCUGGAGAAGGCUGCAAAGCUGGAAGCCCGGAGGCCGCUCCAUGUGGGCAAUGUCUGCCAUAUCGCUGAGGAGCGCACCAUCAUCCAGUCCAGCGACGGGUCGAGAAAGGAUCGCUUGAAGAAGGGUGAAGAGUUCAGCGCGGACGAGUAUACCAUGUUCAAGGAGGACCACCAAGGGAUCCUGGAUCGCUUCACCCAUGCGGAUUGGUCCACUUCGGAGGCGCUUUUGAAAGAGUAUGGCCAGAUUCUGAUGGAUGACUAUGCCAACAGUUACUACAUGCUCGAAGCGUUGAACGCAGAGAUGAAAGGUGACAGGCCGCUGAUGCAGAAGUUGGUGCGCCAGGGGCAGAUUCUCUCGCAGAUCCAUCAGCUGGCUGCGCCCAUGAAGCGGCCGCCGCGGGACUUGGUGCCACGCUUCUUUGAGCGUUUUGACCACGAGGCCUCACGUGCCGCCUUCGAAGAAGGGGUCCGGCACUUCGAGAAGAACCUCGUGCAGCGAGCCGUGGACAAGAGAAACGAGGAGGCCGCCAAGGAGAAGGAAGCGGCGGCGACGCAGGGGUACGAAGCGAAGCCGCUGGUCGAGGCCAUGUACGACCUGAGCAAGGAGGAGCGGAUCAAGAUGUCUCCAGGGAACCUUGAUCCGGUGGAAGUCUUUGAAAGUUUGCCCGAAAAGCUGCAGCAAUGUUUCAAGACAGGUGACAUUGAGCUCUUGAAACAGGUGGCGGAGGAGAUGCCGGAGGAGGAGUUUGAGGAGCACUUUCAACGAACCAUCGACUCCGGGCUGUGGCGUCCAGGGUGA